Molecule: messenger RNA, 733 nt
Organism: Cygnus atratus (black swan)
Lineage: Eukaryota; Metazoa; Chordata; Aves; Anseriformes; Anatidae
Gene: IL15RA
Product: interleukin 15 receptor subunit alpha
Exons: 7
Coding region: 1-723 (240 amino acids)
Biological process (GO): inflammatory response
Molecular function (GO): interleukin-2 receptor activity; interleukin-2 binding
Source: RefSeq, a predicted model, not a curated record
AUGGAGCUCAAGUGCCUUUUGAUGUGGCUCUUGUUUGGAUCCGUCAAGGGAAACAGGGCAGGAAAAUGCCCACCUCCUCCAAGGACUGAAUUUGCUGACGUUGCUGCUGAAACAUAUCCAGUGGAUACCAAACUGUAUUAUGUAUGUGAUGACGGCUACAGGAGGAGAAGCGGGCAGUACUCGGGAAUUCGGUGUCGGAAUAUAUCGGGGACUGUUUCUUGGGUCUACAGGGAAUUUGAAUGCAUUGAUGAGAAAAUUUUGUUGUCAAAUGCUCCCACGGUGGAGUUAAAUUUUACACAGGAGACGAGAAAAACACAGAGCCCUGCACCUCCAAAGCAAGAAAACAUUUCAGGUUUUUGUGGUACACCCAAGACUAUUCCACAUGCCUCUCUAAAAAUGGACAAAGAUUAUUCCGUGGGGCAAGUAUUAUAUUUCAAAUGCCAGGCUGGUUACGAUAAGCGACCUCCUAUCUCUGGCACACGCACGUGCAAGAAGGUGAACGGAAAAACCAUCUGGACACCCCUCAACAUGCGAUGUACCAAUGACAGCAGCAUUAGGGACGAGUGGCUGUCACCCGUUACUGAGCCAGAUCUGCCUGUUUUCCUACAGCAUCCAGUUCAGUGUGUUUCAGGUUCAGCUCAUCCAUCCUUUUCCUCUUCUAUGAUACUGCCAGUGACAGCUAUCUUUUUUGUUCUGUUUACCCAUUCUGCUGUCUUUGUGUGACUCGCCAAGC